Mycena citricolor is the source of this 3343-nucleotide messenger RNA. NCBI's taxonomy places the organism in Eukaryota, Fungi, Basidiomycota, Agaricomycetes, Agaricales, Mycenaceae. The record is from the annotation of a GenBank genome assembly.
GCGGACGCGAUCGCGACUCGCUCCCCUGUCUUCGAGGCUGGCAUGUUCGUUUCCUUUCGCCAUCUCCAGCACCACCUCGAUUUGCGCACAAUGUCAGCUCCUCUGCGUCGCAGCCGCCGUGUUCAAUCAGCCGCGCUUGCAGCUCCGGCUGUGGACAUCAGCAUUGUCAACUCGCCUCCAGCUCCAGCAGCGGCAACAGCGGCAGCUUUGGUCUCCCUUGACGUGAAAGUCGGGACGAAACGCAAACGCAAGACCUCUGUCACCACUGUCGAAGAAGACGGAGAUGGGGCUAUUAUCGAGCGCGAGGUCGUCAAGAAAGUUCGCAAAACGCGGGAACCAAAACCAGAGCCGGUAUACAUCAUUCCCGAUGUAGAGCGUAAAGAAACCUCCUUCAAAGGCAGACUAGGUUAUGCUUGUCUGAACACCAUCCUGCGAAAUAAGAAGCCGGCCAAGGAUGCCGUAUUCUGCUCGAGAACCUGCAGGCGAGCGAUCAUACUUGACAGUAUCAAGAAGAAUGGCAUUGACUGGGUCAAGGAUCUAGGCCGCAAGAACGUCGAGGAUCUGUUGCAGAUCAUCGAAUGGAACGAGGAACAUAAUAUUCGUUUCAUGCGCAUGUCGUCGGAAAUGUUCCCAUUUGCCUCGCAUCCUGUGCACGGAUACACCCUCGAGUAUUGCGCCCCACUGCUUGCCCGAGUGGGCGAUCUGGCAAAUCGACUGGGGCACCGGCUCACUGCCCACCCUGGGCAAUUCACCCAGCUGGGCAGCCCGAAGGCGGAUGUCGUCGCCUCGUCCAUCCGCGAGCUCUCGUACCACUGCGAGAUGAUGGAACGGAUGGGUCUGGGCCAGGACAGUGUGAUGAUCAUCCACGGGGGCGGCGUCUACGGCGACAAAGCAUCUGCGCUCGAGAGGAUCAAGGUUGUGGUCCAGGAGCAGCUCCCUCCUGCAGUGAGAGCCCGGCUCGUGCUGGAGAAUGAUGAAAUGUGCUACAAUGCUGAAGACCUGUUGCCGCUUUGCGAAGAACUGGACAUCCCGUUGGUCUUCGGUUACAAUGUUUGCAAACGAUUACACGGUCUGGAACUGAUACCCGUCCAUAUAGAUUACCACCAUGAUUCAUUGUUUCCGUCAUCCAUCUCACACGAAGAGAUAUUUCGAAGGAGCGCAGCUAUCUGGUCCCGACGAGGCAUCCGGCCCAAGCAACAUCUGAGCGAGCCCCGUCCAGGAGCGGAAUCUCUUAUGGAACGCAGGGCACACGCCGAUCGAUGUGAAUCAUUACCGGACGACUUGCCAAUCGAUAUGGCCGAUAAUCUAGAUCUCAUGAUAGAAGCAAAAGACAAGGAACAAGCCGUGUUCGAGCUGUAUCGCAUCUACGGUCUCAUGCCCGUCAAACAGGAUUCGUUGAGGCCGCCAAACGAAAAUCAAACCACCGAAACGAAGGGUCGCAAGUCUCGCAAGAGGGCGACGGUUCCCAUGUCCGACGACGAAUAGUUGAUUGUGUCUGACUUGGCAGUUUCACGUCUCCCGUAGCACAGUUAUGUGAUAGACCACUUUCUUGUUUGAGCAACCAAGUGUUGCUUGUUCUUGUUGAUCCCACAAGCUCAGUGGAACGAUCAAUUUUGCCUCUGUCCAUUUACAAACUCGGAAGCGCGCAGCUGCCUCCCUGUCAACUCCUUUUGAGAGCUCCCCAUCCCAGUUAGCUUGACAAGAUGCCGAUGCCAGCCAGACGAAGAGGGAACAAGAUCAGGGGAAUCCAGUUCACCAUCAUGGUGGUUGGAGCCUCCGGUACUGGACGUACGACCUUUGUCAACACGUUGUGUGAAUCCGAGGUUCUGGGCCACAAGAUCUUGGACACUCCCGAGAACACGCAUAUUGAGGAGAACAUCAAAAUCAAGCCGGUGAAUGUCGAGCUUGAGGAGGAGGGUGUGCGUGUUGCGCUGACUAUCGUCGACACCCCCGGUUUCGGCGACAACGUCGAUAAUGAGUCUGCGUUCCAAGAGAUCAACAACUACCUCGAGCGCCAAUACGACGACAUCCUCGCUGAACAGUCCCGUAUCAAGCGAAACCCUAAGUUCAAGGACAGCCGUGUUCAUGCGCUGCUGUACUUCAUCACCCCAACCGGGCAUGCGCUGCGGGAAAUGGACGUCGAGCUGAUGCGGCGGUUGUCCCCGCGCGUGAACGUCAUCCCGGUCAUCGGCCGCGCCGAUUCGCUCACUGUCAGCGAACUGAAGGCGUUCAAGAAGCGAGUGAUGGAGGACAUCGACCACUACGAUAUCCCGAUCUACAACUUCCCGUACGACGUGGAGGAGGACGACGAGGACACGAUCCAAGAGAACAUGGAGCUCCGGGCGCUCUUGCCCUUCGCUGUCAUUGGAUCGGAGGAGGAGAUCGACAUCAACGGCGAGCCGGUGCGCGCCCGGAUCUACCCGUGGGGUGUCGCCGAGGUCGACAACCCCCAACAUUCCGACUUUGGCCGCCUGCGCAACGCUAUCUUGACCACUCACCUGGGAGACCUCAAGUCGCUGACCGAGGACGUGCUGUAUGAGACUUACCGUACUGAGAAGCUGUCGCGAAGCGUGCAUUCCACCGUCCGAGAUUCGACUCUUCUGCCAGAAGAGUUGGCGAACCAAAGCGUCCGCCUCAAGGAGGAGCAGCUUCGUCGCGAGGAGGAAAAGCUCCGGGAAACCGAGCUGAAGAUCCAGCGCGAGAUCAACGAAAAGCGACAGGAGCUGCUUGCCAAAGAGGAGUCGCUGCGGAAUCUCGAGAGCCGCCUAACGGCGCAAGGGCUCAGCGGCGAGCAGAGCCCGAUGUACUAGAUUGUGGGCUCCUUUUUCUUGGACACGGGCCUCGUAUUUAUCUGCCCUGCGAAUCUCCGGUACUCUAUUCCGCUUACAAACGUCUUGAUUACGGAACGCUGUCGGAUGUGGAUGUGGAAGUGUAUACGUAUACCCUCUUUAGUGCCAUUUAUCAACGUGCUACUUUACUUAUCCGGAAUCCGGUGUUGUUUGUUUCGUCGCGGACCAGAGUGCGGGAGAGCUGUAUCUUACUAGUCACAUCUCUACACGGACUCCAGGGGUACACGUGAUCGUGUCGAGAGGUGCUCAUUGAUUCUUGCGUCCUCCACUACACCACGAUAGCCGGCGGGACGCGCGCGAUAACUUCGCAGAUCGAUCAGACGAGAGGUCGAACGCUCGAAACACGAGAACUCGGAGCUUGAUUGCAGAGUAGUGGCGCGUUCUCAAGUUGACGACUGAUACUAAGGUCCCCUCGAGGGUGGACUUAGCGUCACUUCGCCACGGGUUCAUUACAUAUACAUUCAAUCAAAACAUGUCGUCCGAUUGUGGAAUAA